Vigna umbellata (rice bean) is the source of this 1143-nucleotide messenger RNA. Lineage: Eukaryota; Viridiplantae; Streptophyta; Magnoliopsida; Fabales; Fabaceae. The record is from RefSeq and is a predicted model, not a curated record.
AUGGCAUCAAAUGUUGCAGUGAAGUUGGUUAGUGUUCUGCCUAAUCCAUUAUUGCAAUCACAUAUGUUUGAUCUUGUUUAUUGUCUAUCAUCCUUGCUAUCUUCACAUCAAGUAGAAGUUGCUAUACCCUGUGCUACCACUUUGAAUUUUGUAAUCUCAAAUUUGAGUGCUACAAAUGAGAAGGAAGUUAUGGAAGCACUGAAAGAAACAGAGGCUUCCCUUUGGAUUGUUGGAAAUAUAAAGGAUUUUGCUGAAGGUGUAAAGAAAAUUGAGUAUUUCGAAGAGAUGAUUUUACUUUUGAGCACUAUACUAUGGCGCUGGCCACCGUCUAGGUUCUCUGUUUGUAAUGAUGUAAUACUUAUGAAAGGUCUAGCAAACAUCCAUACAAAGACAGAUAGUUCUAUUAAACUCGCACUUCUAAAGUUGUACACGUCAAUAGCUUUGUGUGAUUCUGCAGCAAGAAGACUUAUAGAGGAUGAAGAAAUAUUUCCACAAAUGUUUGUGCAGGCAAUGGGAAAAUCAAACCCUCAUGCUAUUCGGAUAGAGGGGUUUAGGCUUGCUCAGUGCCUAUUGAGAUCCCAAGAUAAUUGUUUAAAAGUGGUUGGUUUGUGUGGUGAUGCUCUUGUUGAGGCCAUCAUUUGUGGAAUGACAGAACCUAGGGUGACUUCUAAAAAGUUUGGAAACAACCACGGGUCUUUGUCAGUUGAAGCAUGCCAGUUGGCUCUAAUUACUCGCUGGGCAGGUGAUCAUCAUACCAACUUUUGGAAACAAGGAAUUGAUAGAGUCCUUCUUAGUCUUCUGAUUGAAAAUAUUGAAGACCAAUUGUUUGAACCCGUCUUGGCUUUGGAAAAACAAAUAUAUAUGGCAAAAGAGGGAUUAAAAGCCAAUUAUCAUCUUGGUCUUAGGAGUUAUCUGUGGGACAUUCUUGGGUGGCUUACAAUUCAUUGGGGAGAAAAUUUAAACCCUUAUACUCGUGGUAGUGAGCUCUGCAUCAAGUUACUAAUUACAUGUGCAUGCUUGAGUUUUGUGGAUACACUUGAAAAAUGGUGCAGAAUUUGUCAAAAGGAUAUUGAUGAUCAUUUUCAAAGUGAACCUGUAUCAAGGGCCNCGUUUUCUCUCUAUUUUUUCCGAAUUCUCUCGUAA